AGCGCGCGCGGGCCCCGGGGCGCGGCCGGCCGGGAUGGGGACCCCGCGACCCCGCUAGCCGGGCCCCUCCUGGGGCUCCCCGAGGACCGCCCGCGCCGGGAAGGGGCCGCCCGGCCGGGCAGCGGCAGCGCGCGGGGCUCCGGGACGCGCCCUGCCCGGAUGGCCCCGCCGAGAGGGGCUCCGGGGCCCCGCUGGGCGCCCGUGCUCGUCGGCCUGGCCGCGCUGCUCCCCGCAGUGACGUACAGCCGCAGCCCCCUGGAGAGUGUCCAGCGGUUCUCACUGCUGCCCACCUACCUGCCCGUGGCCUUCCGUGUCCAGCACGCCGACGGGGCCUUCUUCCUGAAGGAAGCCAACCAGGACAUCAUGCGGAACUCCAGCCUGCAGUCUCGCGUGGAGUCCUUCCUGGUCUACCGGGCGCGGCGCCCGCCCGUGCUUCGCGCCAGCUAUGGACCCUUCUCCGCAGAGCAGGAGGUGCCCCCCGAGCUCCUGCCGCCAUCGCCAGGCUGGCGGCUGCGCGCCCACGUCCUGCAGGAGCGGAUCCACCGCGGCCGGCCGCGCGCACACGUGCUGUUCCACGCGCUGGGCCGGGACUGGGCCGAGCCGGACCCCGGGGCCUCGCGGCUGCCCUGCGUGCGCGUCUUCGCCUUCCGGGAGACGCAGGCGGUGCGUGGCAGCUGCCGGCUCCGGGGCGAGCUGGGGCUCUGCGUGGCGCGGCUGGACCUGCCAGCCGGCUGGUUCAGCCCCCCGACGGCGCCGGCCGGCAGGAAGAAGCCGGCGGCCGAGCCCGCCGAGGGCAGCCCCGUGGAGCUCUACUACAGCCUGCCGGCCGGGGAGCCGCGGGCCGACUGCGCCUGGCCUGAGCCCAGGGGGGACAGUGGCUCCCGUGGGGGCCAUGGCGACAUGGACGAGUCGGGGCCGCCCCUGCAGCGGAUUGGUAGCAUCUUCCUGUCCCCGAGCCCCGGCCAGCCGCCCCUGCUUGAACUGCAGCUGGACGAGCACGUGAGCGUCCACUAUGCAGGGCGGACGGUCCGGCCGGGGGCUGUGCUCACCUUCCCCGUCUCCGUCUCCCGAAACUGCUCUGCAGAUCGCUUCACGCUGAGGGCGAAGGUGAAGAAAGGCGUGAGCAUCGUCAGGGUGACGGCCAGCAGCCCUGGCCUCUGGGAGGUCACCGAGAGCAGGGACCCGGCCGUCAUCGUGUGCCGCAGGAAGGCCACCGCUGCCGCCACAAGCAGUGGCCCUGGAGACCGGGGGACAGGCGCCUCGGACGAGGUCAUGCGGAUUGAUGUGGCUAUCGCAGAGCCCGGAGAGCCGGCGGCCGCCCAGCUGGUCACAUGGCAGGUGGAGUACCCGGGAGCCAUCACGUCCGACCUGGGCAUCUCCAAGAUCUACGUGAGCCGCAAAGAGCUGCUUAGCAUCGUCCCGCUGGCCACGGAGGCGGAGCUGCUGAACACGGCCGUGCUCACGGGCAGGACGGUGGCCGUGCCGGUGCGCGUGGUGGCCGUGGAGGAGGACGGGGCCGUGGCUGAGGUGCGGGGCUCGCUGGAGUGCUGGUCCUCGGACGAAGACGUCGUCAAGGUGUCCGAGCGCUGCGACUCCGUGUUCGCCAACGGGAAGGAGCUGCGGGGCCGCGUCGGGGCCACGGCGUUCUUCCGCCACCAGGAGCUGAGCCGGGCUCUGGCGCUGACCGUCUGGGCGCCGCGGCUGCCCUUGCAUAUUGACGUCUCCGACCCUGAGCUCAACCAGAUCAAGGGCUGGCGCGUGCCCGUCGCGGCCAGCAGGAGGCCAGGCCCAGAGGACGAGGAGGAGGAGGAGGAGCAGCGCAGGGCCCGCGGCUGCGCCCUGCAGUUCCAGCGGGCCACUGUGCGGGUCCUUGCCCAGUUCGUGGCCGAGGCGGCCGAGCCCGGGGCACCGCCCGCGCACUUGCUGGGCCCUGACUGGCAGGUGGACAUCACGGAGCUGGUGAGGGACUCGAUGCAGGUGGACGAGCCGCGGGUGGCCGCACUGCAGCAGGGCCACGUCCUGGUGGGCCAAGAGCUAGGCAUGGCCACGCUGCAGAUCCUGUCCCCGCUGUCGGACGCCAUCCUGGCCGAGAAGACCAUCACGGUGCUGGAGGAGAAGGUGGCCAUCACCGACCUCGGGGUGCAGCUGGUGGCAGGGCUCUCCCUGUCCCUGCAGCCCAGCCCGGGAAGCAGCAAGGCUGUCUUUGCCACGGCCACAGCCCAGGAGCUGCUGCAGAGGCCCAAGCAGGAAGCCGUCCUCAGCUGCUGGGUCCAGUUCAGUGACGGGGCUGUCACGCCCUUGGACAUUUACGACGGGAAGGACUUCUCCCUGCUGGCCACGUCCUUAGACGAGAAGGUGGUGUCCGUCCGGCAGGACCCCAAGUCCAGGUGGCCCACGGUGGCCGCCGAGAUGGAAGGGCAGGGCGGCCUGGUGAAGGUGGAGCUGGCCAUUAGCGAGCAGUGCCAGAAGUCCAAGCGCAGGAGCGUGCUGGCCGCGGGGACGGCCGACCUCAAGGUCAAGUUCGGCCCGAACGAUGUCCGCCCCAACACCAGCGAGGGCAGGUACACGGGGGCAGCGGCCCCCCUGGAGACCGGAGCCGGUGACCGCCGGCCCCGCUGGCCCCUGCAGGAAUGGGGCGGCCGAGGGGGUGCAGCGGCCAGUAGUUCAUCCGUGGGCCUCCCGCAGGGCCGAGGCCUGGCCACACAGAGGCCUGCCUUCCCACGGCAGGACGAGGAGGGGCCUCACACUGUCCCGUUCGGCCUCACCAGCCUCCCCGGCCCGAGGGGCCACCCUGGAAGUGGCGGAGCCCCAGCGGAGGACGAACUGGCCCAGGCUGCCCAGGGGCUGAGCGACCUGGAGGUGGGCAUGUACGCGCUGCUGGGCGUCUUCUGCCUGGCCAUCCUGCUCUUCCUGGCCAACUGCGCCGCCUUCGCGCUCCGGUACCGGCGCAAGAGGGGCCCCUUCGAGGAGGCGGAGGGUGUGAGCCACGCGCACGACUGGGUGGGCCUGAGCCAGCGGGCUGAGCUGCUGGAGAACCCCGCCGGCUUCGCCUCCUGCCCCGAGGAGCAGACCACGGCCCUGGACAGGGGCCUGGACUUCGAGGAGAGCAAGUACCUGCUGGCCAGCGGCUCCCCGACGAGCCCCAACGGGCAGCUGUGCAGGGCCGUGGGCGCCCCGGCCCCCGGCGGGAGGGAGCGGAAGGCCGAGCCCCCUGCCUCGCCCACGUCCAAGCGAAAACGAGUGACAUUCACCACCUUCAUCCCCGCCUCGCCCGACGCCGGGGGCCCCGCCACGCUGACCCACGGGGAGGGCACUGGCCGCUGGGGCUGCCAGGGUGUGGACGUGGGGGCCCGUGAGGGCCAGCUCUGCAGCUGGGAGCGCCCGCACGAAGGCGUGUGA
Messenger RNA from Sorex fumeus (smoky shrew), 3399 nucleotides. RefSeq names its product transmembrane protein 132D-like. The coding region runs from base 160 to 3399 and encodes 1079 amino acids. The record is from RefSeq and is a predicted model, not a curated record. NCBI's taxonomy places the organism in Eukaryota, Metazoa, Chordata, Mammalia, Eulipotyphla, Soricidae. The transcript is spliced from 11 exons.